Larimichthys crocea (large yellow croaker) is the source of this 2332-nucleotide messenger RNA. It is a transcript of the gene podn, whose product is annotated as podocan. Lineage: Eukaryota; Metazoa; Chordata; Actinopteri; Sciaenidae. The transcript is spliced from 12 exons. The coding region runs from base 296 to 2062 and encodes 588 amino acids. The record is from RefSeq and is a predicted model, not a curated record. Gene Ontology annotation, molecular function: protein binding.
CUCACUCCCUUCCUUUUUCACUCUCGCCUGUUCCCCCUUCCUUUCUUUCUCCUAACUUUCUCUCUCCCACUCCCACUCCCUCUCACAUCUGGAGGGUAUCUGGUGUGGCUGUGUGACUCCUUGCCUGCUAUGGGACAGCCUGCGUUGGGACUGGACGUCAGACUUCAGUGCAUUUCAGCAAACGUUGGUCAAAGAGUUGGUGAAGACUGAAGCUUCACACUCAGCAGAGGGAGGGAGGGAGGACAGAAAACUGGCUGUUUUUUUUUUGUUGGCCUGGAGAGCUUCAGCAGUGGACAUGGCUUUUCGCAAGCAUUCCAUCAUGCAGGCCCUGAGUGUACUGCUCUUGGCCUGGGUGUUGGUGCGUUGCCAGGCCCCUCUCGAAACAGAGGAAGAAGAGGAGGAACGAAUAAAUAUCGCAACAGUGGGGAUGAAAUCUGAGCCGAUCGAAUGUCCGGCGGAGUGCAGCUGUACGGCAGACGGUGCAGUGGACUGCGCCGGAGUCGACCUCACGGAGUUCCCUACAGAGCUGUCUGACACAACCCGCCAGCUUUCUCUGCAGAACAACAAAAUCGAGGAGAUAACAGUGGAGCACAUUUCCCAUCUGCAUCAGCUUGAGACUCUCAACCUUCAAAACAACUGGCUUACCACAGACGGUCUUGAAGAUGAAGGUUUUGAGAGGCUUGAACAGCUGGCUUAUUUGUACUUGGCAAAUAACAAGCUCACUGCAGCACCAAAGGUCUUACCAGCUUCUUUGGUAAGCGCUGAUUUUGCCGCUAACCAGCUUACAAGGAUCUACCCAUAUACAUUUGGCCAUAAACCAAAACUGAGGUCUGUGUAUCUCCAUAACAACAAGCUGACUGACGCUGGGCUUCCUGAUAAUAUGUUCAAUGGUUCUGACAACCUGGAGAUCAUCACCAUGUCCAGCAACUUUCUACGGGUUGUCCCGAAGAAUCUGCCCUCCACCCUUUACCGUCUUCAUCUCAAGAGUAACAAGUUGGAGAAAAUCCCAGCGGGGGCCUUUGACAACUUGUCAAACCUCAGAGAGCUAUAUCUCCAAAACAACCUCCUCAGCAAUGAGGGGAUGGACAACGAAACAUUCAGCCAACUGAGCAGCUUGGAGUGCCUAGACUUGUCAAAUAACAACUUGAGCGUCGUCCCCAAGGGUUUGCCUCGCAAUCUAGUGCUGCUACAUCUGGAGAAGAACUCCAUUCGCAGCAUUCCCGGAGAUGCUCUUACAUCUGUCCGAAACCUCGAGUACCUGCUCCUCCACAAUAACAAGCUCCGCUCACGUUCCAUCCACGUAGCUGCCUUCCAGGGCUUGAAGAAGCUGCACACUCUCCACAUGUACAACAACUUGCUGGAGCGAGUUCCCAGGGGCUUGCCUCGACGUGCCAAGACUCUAAUGAUACUCCACAACUUAAUUUCUGAAAUUGGCCGUAAUGACCUGUCCCUGCUGUACACCCUGACUGAGCUUAACCUCAGCUACAAUAAGCUGACCAGCUCCAAGCUGCACCGCGAGGCCUUCAGGAAGUUGCGCGUGCUGGAAACCCUCGAUCUGUCGGGAAACAGCCUUCACUUGUUUCCACUUGGUCUUCCACGCAGCCUGCAGGUGCUAGAAAUCAAGAACAACCAGCUGAACUCUGUACCUGACGGUGCUCUGACAGGCAUGGUGAAGCUACGAAAGCUCAUCCUAAGCGAAAACCAGCUGAAAUUGAAUUCAGUCUACCAGGGAGCCUGGAUGGAGCUCACUGCGCUCACAACACUAGACCUGUCUGGCAACCAGCUGUCACACAUCCCCUCUGACCUGCCUGAGACUCUGGAAUACCUUCACCUGCAAAGUAACCGCAUCUCCAGUGUUCCUGCCUCAGCAUUUGAAGGCACUCCAAACAUCAAGGGCAUCUUCCUUCGGUAUAACCGCCUGUCUGUGGACUCUGUGGACGAGAGCUCCUUCGCACACCUGUCCAACUUGCAAGUGCUGGACAUCAGCACCGGAAACCCUGACCUCCCCUUUAAAGGAGAGGAGAUCGACGGUGAUAAAAUGAUAGAGGAGCAGGAGACAUAAGACAUGCUCAGUUAAGCUGACAUUGGACUGCGUUGUGUCAGAGACAGAAAGACAGGGCUUUUAAAUGGGAAUGAGCCUGUGAAUGUCAUUUCCCAGGUCCAUUAUUGUAUUGUGUGACAGAGUCUCAUAUUUCUGGUGCAGGAUACCGGAUGUUACUUUAGUUUCCAUUUUUUGGGCUGGUUAGUAAUACAUAUCUUUAUAUCUGAGCUAAUAUUUUUUUUAAUGUUGACAUGCAAACAUCUAUCAUCUUGUGUUUUGUGCUUUAUUCUU